AUGUCUCGACUUUACGUUCCACCUGAUUACGACCACAGAUUUGAACUUGCUACACGACUCACUUACAUAAAACUUGUUUUUGAUACUUUUUUUGGAUUGAAAGUUUGGCUCAUUUGGGUCAAUUGUGAUGCUCAAUUAAAUGUGAUUAAAAAUAGCAAAAAAAAAUCCUUGAGAAAUUCUGAACUUAUAACUUAA
Messenger RNA from Clunio marinus, 195 nucleotides. Lineage: Eukaryota; Metazoa; Arthropoda; Insecta; Diptera; Chironomidae. The record is from the annotation of a GenBank genome assembly.